AUGGCAUUAAUUUUAAAUGAAAGCGUGAAUUACACUCAGAUCUCCAAUGCGCCUGUUAUGCGCUGUACGGGAAAAUUCACCGGGACGCCGCAACAAUGGAACGUGAUGAUCGCCCUUCUACCUAUUGCUUUGACCGGCGCAUUUUGCAGUUUGAUAAACCUAUUAGUGUUUAAAAAAUGGAAAAAUAAGCAACCGUUUUUAUACUUUCAUGUUUCCUUAUCCGUCGCGGAGGGUUUGUAUCUCCUGCUACAAACCGUACCGACGUUUGCCCGGCUUUUGGACACCGGGCACACGCAAUUCUGGCCGUACAUUCUCGGAGUGGCGGCUACUUAUUAUGGCGCACUUCUAUACAAUGUGCACAUUGUGUGUAUCAGUAUUGACCGAUGGAUCUCGGUUGAUUUUGCGACUUUCUAUCGAAACCGCAUUGGGAAACGCGCUAUCUUGACUGUCAUAGCCGGUGCUUGGUUCUACUGUACACUGUUUACGACAGUCUUGUUCACCGUGCUAGAACAGUUUAUUAUGGUUCCCUGUAACUCAGUGGCGUUCUUCGCCUAUCCGAAAAUCUGGUUUCCUGUUUAUGUGGAAGGAAGUCUGGUGUUUACGGUUUUUGUCGUUGCGGUGACGCAGGCGCGCCUGAUCUAUGUCGCUGUUCAAGGAAAACUGCGGAUAUUCCGCAAUCGAAAAGUUCACUCACUUUCAGUCAACGGAGAAACGGUGGGAAACGCAGCGACCGACACACGUAACCAAACCGCCGAAGCGAAACGAACCAAAGCGCUGCUAGCUGUCAUGACAAAGACGGUUUUGACUGGAUCCAUCAUUGUCGUGAUUGCGGUGUUGUGCCAGAUUCCUAUGGCAAUUUUACGGUGGACCCGACAAAGCCAGACUAGUGCUUACGCUUUCUUUGUUCUAGUAUUCCAUGGCCAGCACAUCUUGCCUCUUUUUGUAUAUUUGACCUUUUAUCCACAAUACCGUUGCGCUGUGCGUUCUAUAGCUGAUAUACGGAAACUUUUGCAGUGACUGAAUGUAUUGCAGAAGUAACUUUUGAUUCAUGACGAAGACUGUAGCUCACUGAUGCUACGAUACCGUAAAAAAACGACGAAGUAC
This is a messenger RNA of Paramacrobiotus metropolitanus, 1104 nucleotides long. RefSeq lists its product as uncharacterized. Gene Ontology annotation, cellular component: membrane. The transcript has 2 exons. NCBI's taxonomy places the organism in Eukaryota, Metazoa, Tardigrada, Eutardigrada, Parachela, Macrobiotidae. The record is from RefSeq and is a predicted model, not a curated record. Gene Ontology annotation, molecular function: G protein-coupled receptor activity. The coding region runs from base 1 to 1017 and encodes 338 amino acids. Gene Ontology annotation, biological process: G protein-coupled receptor signaling pathway.